AUGAUCAGCUCCCGCCCAACAGGUAUAGCAUUUGAUGGCGACUACCGCCAUUUGACGAAGACCCCAGGAAAUAGAAUGCUGAAAUCACGAAGUGCCCUCCAGGAGAACGUCGGCCGCCACGUACCCCUCACAGUGGAUGGAAAAGCGAAGAAAGUUGCGUUGCAAAAAGCUCCGUUUUGCCCAAAUACGUUGCAACCACAGAAGAUCCUCAAAGGUCACGAUGGAACAACAAAAUCCAAGGGAAAGGAACCAGUCAUAGUCGCGCCCUCUCGACCUCUGGGGGACAAAACGCCCUUUCCAAACCGCGUUGCCAACCAUGCCACACCGUUGCAAAUGACAAAAAUUAUCUUUGAUGUCACACCCGGUGCACUUCUUCGCCCAAGUUCCGCACGAAAACAUGUUAGACUUCCUCGCAGCGCCAGCAAGAGCUUUCAGACACCACUCACUGGUGGAAAUCACUGGGAUGUUAGUGAUAUAGACAUUAAUCCAGAGGUCGUAGCGGCACCUACUCAAUCGAUUGAAGAAGACUACGAUGAGAUCGAGUACAUGCCUCCGAAGCUACCUGAAAUGCCAUACGAACCUCCGUUUGAACUUCCGGAUUACAAAGAAAUCGGGAGAACCUUUCUCGCUCUUACCCACUCCUACCCGAUCGACGAUAUACCGACGCAUACUACAUCCACGGAAUUCACGGCAGUUGAUUCUGAUGACAAUUUUUUUGCCCUAUGCAAUAUCUCUCUCCCCCAUCUCGACGAUGAUAGUCCGUUCUCGCGGGCCAAUUCUGCACCGAAGCCUAGACCCGAGGUGACUCGAAUU
Molecule: messenger RNA, 813 nt
Organism: Suillus bovinus
Lineage: Eukaryota; Fungi; Basidiomycota; Agaricomycetes; Boletales; Suillaceae
Exons: 4
Source: RefSeq, a predicted model, not a curated record